AUGGCAAAACGAAAACAUUCAAAUAUUAAUCUUUGGGUUAAUACUGAUAUGUCUCGACUUGAUCAGGAUGUUCAUGUUAGUCCAAUGGAAAGUAUUUUUCAACGCUUUCAUUCAAAUCAACACUUUGGUUUAUCAACUUCUUUUGUGUAUGAUGCUCAACUAAAUUAUGGUACCAAUCAGAUUACACCACCUCAAUCACAGAAUUAUUUUUGGUUGUUAUUUCAACAAUUAUUUAUGGGUUUUAAUUUAAUUCUUUGGCUUGGUGGUAUUCUUGCUUUUAUUGCCUACCAACCACUUGGUGGAUCGAAUCCAUCAAUUACAAAUUUAGCUCUUGGCAUUGUACUUUUUCUAAUCAUUAUUUGUAAUGCAUGUCUCAAUAUAUAUCAAAAACUCAA
Molecule: messenger RNA, 395 nt
Organism: Adineta steineri
Lineage: Eukaryota; Metazoa; Rotifera; Eurotatoria; Adinetida; Adinetidae
Source: the annotation of a GenBank genome assembly